AGAGCCCUAAGCCACUUGAACUCAAGCGUUAGCAGAGAGACGGCGAAAGACGAGAGAGCAAUCGCCGUUCUUAUAGCUACGCAAAACACGCCGAGAAUUCCAGACUAUUUCUGCCGAACCGUUCAACGCGUCGAGACGCCAAGCGCGAGUAUCGUCGCGACUCGCGAUUAUCAGUUUGUGCUACCGUUUUUUGAUUGACCUCGGUAUCAACCAAAAUAAAAAAGAUAUUAAAAGUUAAGUAGAAGCGAUAACAUGGUGCAAGUGAAUCUGUUCGUCGCAAUAGCCAUCGGUGCUAUAGUGCUGUUCAUCUACCACCGAAUAGCGAAAAAGUAUCUUUAUUUCCUACCGAUGGCGAUACCGUGCUUAAAACCGACAUUUCUGCUGGGAAGUUCUGGUCCGAUGAUGUUUCGCAAAAGAAAUGUUACCUCACACAUGAAAGCACUCUACACCGCUUUCCCGGGGGCCAAAAUCAUCGGUCUGUACGAUCUACUGACGCCAAUGUUUCUGGCCCGUGAUCCGGAGAUCAUCAAACGCAUCUCGAUCACAGAUUUUGACCACUUCACGGAUCACACGCCGUCGAUGAGCAACGCCAGUGUGGAUGAGGAAAUUGGAGGGGAAAAUUUAUUCGGAAAUUCACUGUUUGCGUUGCGGGGACAAAAGUGGAAAGACAUGCGAUCGACGCUGAGUCCGGCCUUCACCGGGAGUAAAAUACGGCACAUGUUCGAACUGGUAUCGGAUUGCUGUCGAGCUACGAACAGUUUUCUUCUAGCAGAAGCAAAUGCUGGAAAAAGCCUGGAGCUCGAGAUGAAGGACAUGUUUGCGAAAUUUUGCAACGACGUAAUCGCCAGAGUUGCGUUCGGUGUACGAGUGGAUUCGAUGCGUGAUCCCGAUAAUGAAUUUUAUCAAAAGGGGAAACAGAUGUUGAACUUUCAAUCUGUUUGGUUGAUCAUUAAACUGCUGUUCAUUAAACUUUUCCCCAACUUAUCGGAGAAACUGAAGUUUGGUUUCAUUGAUCGUGAUGUGGAGAAUUAUUUUAAAAAGAUGAUAGUCGACAAUAUGCGACAGCGGAAAACGCAUGGAAUUGUGCACAACGAUAUGAUACAGAUACUGCUUGAGGUCCAGAAUGGUACUCUGAGACACUCGAAAGUGGAACAGGAGUUCAAAGAUACAGCUUUUGCGACAGUUCAAGACUCGAACGUUGGACGAGGCGAACACUCUCGAGUAUGGACUGACACUGAACUUAUCGCUCAGUGUUUCGUAUUUUUCUUUGCCGGGUUUGAUACGGUAUCGACAAGUGCGGCCUUCUUGACGUACGAAUUAACGAUCAAUCCCGAUAUACAGAAUCGUCUUUAUGAGGAAAUACUGCAGACGGAACAGCAACUCAGUGGAGCACCCCUCUCCUAUGAGGUUCUCCAACGGAUGGAAUAUAUGGAUAUGGUCGUAUCGGAAGUGCUUCGAAAAUGGCCUCCAGCCGUGGUGACCGAACGGUACUGCGUCAAGGACUAUCUCUGCGAUAACGGAGCUGGAGCUCGGUUUCUUAUAGAAAAAGGCCAAACUGUUUUACUGCCCACAAUCGCCAUGCAGAACGAUCCAAAAUAUUUUCCCAACCCGGAUCGGUUCGACCCGGAACGAUUCAGCCAAACGAACCGAACGCAAAUCAAUGCCGGCGCUUACGCACCCUUCGGUCUGGGGCCAAGAAAUUGUAUUGGUUCACGUUUGGCUCUGAUGGAGAUCAAGCUCAUUGUUUACUACCUGUUGCAGAGGUUCAGCUUCGAGCCGACCGAGAAGACGCAAGUGCCACUGCAAAUUGCGAAAAAUCUGUUCACACUCGAGGCAGAAAAGGGAAUUUGGGUAGAGCUUAAGGCCCGAAAACUCGAAUAGGGAUCAAACAUCAAGUUCGAAACUUGUACCGUAAAAAGGGAAGGGUACUACUUCAAAAUAGCAGAAUCAGAACCAAAAAUAAAUUAUUAUUUGGAUAAUAAUUUCAUCUUUUUUAACAAUAGAAAAGUUGUUUCUUGUUUGGUAUGAAAAGCUAAACAUUUUGUUCAGUCUUAUGAAAAACCCUGUCUGUAACGGUAUUUACCAAAACUAUCGCUCCCGAUCCUUGACACGGUAUCAACAGCGAAUAUUCGGAAUACCGAAAAUGGAAAGAAAAAUAAAUAUUUUGAGAUUCCGUGCAGAAAUAUAAACAUUAUAAAAUCGAUUAAAAAAUAUGCUAAAAUGAGGAAAAAAAUCGUUGAAUUAAGGAUUUUCGAAGAACAUGACGCUCAAAACCAAACGGUACGGGAACGUAAAAUAUAUCUAUAUUUGUUCUGUUAACAUAUUUUAAAAAUAAUUGAAACACGACAAAGUUUAAACUGCUAUACAAUCGUUAACUAAGACACUGCUUAAACAAAAAUACAUAAAACAAUAUUGCGCGGAUUUACCGGGGUCCUACUGCGAUCUCCUUCAACUAUCACGCGAUAGUAGGUUUGCAACAAUCAUUUUUCGUUGCAUUUGGUAUGGUAAAAACUAGCACAACAAAUCGAAGAACCACCGCCAGCACUUUUUUUUUCAAAGGCAAACAAAUUAGUCUUACGAAGUGCGUUGAUUGCUUUUCGACUAAAUUACUUAAUCUCCUAACUACAAGUCUGUUUCUCAGAGAGCAAACUUACAGCUAUUGAUAAUGCAUUAUUCGCUUCACAAAACUUCUACCCUAGUGGAAGAUUUUACCUUCGUUCAAGGCACUCUUAUAUAAAUGUACGUACGGAAUAUUUAGCAACUAAAGCUCUGCGCAGUGGCAGUGCAAUCAUCUAAGAUCAAAUGAGCAAACAGGAAGCUUCGACAAAAUUGGAGGAUUUUUGUUAAACUGGUCACGUAGAGCAGUUAGCAUUCUUCGUAAGGCAGAACACAAAUGAGUGUGCGCACAGUCAGCAGCGAAAUCUGUCGGAAUACGAGUUUUAUUACUUUAGUGUGUUAUAGUUUACUUUUUUGGCAACGAAAAUAUGACAAUUUUUAG
Messenger RNA from Wyeomyia smithii (pitcher-plant mosquito), 2998 nucleotides. Its product is annotated as probable cytochrome P450 9f2. Lineage: Eukaryota; Metazoa; Arthropoda; Insecta; Diptera; Culicidae. The record is from RefSeq and is a predicted model, not a curated record. Gene Ontology annotation, molecular function: heme binding; oxidoreductase activity, acting on paired donors, with incorporation or reduction of molecular oxygen; iron ion binding. The coding region runs from base 253 to 1881 and encodes 542 amino acids. The transcript has 2 exons.